Molecule: messenger RNA, 8512 nt
Organism: Tribolium madens (black flour beetle)
Lineage: Eukaryota; Metazoa; Arthropoda; Insecta; Coleoptera; Tenebrionidae
Exons: 23
Coding region: 459-8237 (2592 amino acids)
Biological process (GO): DNA repair
Cellular component (GO): postsynaptic density; plasma membrane; cytoskeleton
Molecular function (GO): actin filament binding
Source: RefSeq, a predicted model, not a curated record
CUUCCGUAGCAACAAAUAAUUCUGAUAAUCAAUUGAAAUCAACAAACUGACUUUAAAAUUUUACAAUUUUUCUGAAAAUUGUUGCAAUAUUUCGAAAUGAAUUCAGCAAUUCACCAAUUCGUUAGACGAAGCCCCUUGCUUCUGAGACAAAGCGGUGUUUCUAAAAAUUUUGUACGCACGGAACUAUGCGGUGGGGUUCCCGGAGAGAAUAUGCCGUUCAAGUUUCACAAUAGGUUCACUUUUACACUAAAAUGUUGGAUCUUUUUUGUCUCUGGUUUUUGGGCCCCCCAAUUCGUCGUGGUUUAUCAACUUCUUAAAUAGUUAUCAAUCAUAAUUGUUUUUUUUUUAAUAAAUGAUUGUUUUCUAAACUUUAUUUAAAUUUAGCGCGAAAUUUCAACAGUUGACAAACAUGUAAACGUAACCUAACAUUUUCAAAUAUUUCGCUCCAAUUUUUCGCAAUGACUGCCAUCGAAGCGAAAAUACGUGAAUUGGGUCAAAAACGCGACAUUGAAGGCCUACAAGAAUACGUGACUAAUUUAACCGUGGAUGAGCUUGUAAAUGUGAUUCAGACACGGUUAAAUAACUCAAAUUUUACGUACACAUGGAAUUACAUUCUCCAAGGCUUCUCGGAGAGUUCAAACUCUCAUAAAAAACGCUUUGAAGUUGUUUUGAAGGCUAUCAAAGAAGUGGAGAAAAGUGAAAUUUCAAGUUCUAACAGCAAUGCUAUUAUGCGGCGACUUUGUAUGGAAUUUGCCAAAUUUCAUACGGAACAUUUGUUAAAAUUGUGUGAUUUUUGUGUUGAAUGUUUACAGUCUCAGAGAUUUUCACAAAUGAGUUGGAAAGAAUUAUUACCCGAAUUAUUAAACGUAUUAAGUGAGAAAGAACGUAUAGAACACGAUGAUGAAGAAAUAUCCGGCAUUGAUUAUAAGCAUCAAGUAAUUAAUAACAUAUGCACAUUGCAGUGGUCCCCCAGUAUUGUUAUAACAUUAACUGAGAUGUUUAUCGACCUUUCACUCUCAAAGGAAGAACACUCGCAAGUUGUUAACAAGUUGGGAAAGCAAUUAGAAAAAAUGACUCCACAAGAAAUCCCAGCUUUUGUUUACCAGCUGUUGAAAUUGUGUAAAAACAACAACAGUAGAAUUAUCUUUAUAAGAUUACAACAUUAUUUCGCCUUGAGAUAUCAUGAUAAAUUAUUGGAUCAAAGCAAUUCAAAUUCAGACAGUACAGAAAUGGAUCUAAUUGAGGACGCUUCAGGUCAAGACAUUUUGGAAGCAGAAGCAACAGUACUAUACCAUAUCCACACUUCAGCGUCUCUAGGCUAUGAGUGUAUUAAAGAUUACUUAAGUUUCUUAAAAAACGUUUUGAGAACACCCGAAUUUAUCCUCCACCCCUUCCAAUUGAGUGUUUUAUUAACUUUGUCCACAAUACCUCACUAUGAGGAGAGAGUUUUUGAAAUAAUUAGGUCCUGUGUUUCUAGGAUGUUUCACGAAGAACAGAAGAAAAUUUCUUCAGCUUGGUUCAAGAAUUUGGUCCCUCUUAAAACUAGACUUGAAACAAUCUUUGACCAUGUUGUUACCUCCAGUGCCCAGGACCGCGAUUUGGUUGUUCAAGGACUUGUUAAUUUUGCUUUUGUGCUUCUUGGAGUUGGCUCAGCCUUGGGUCGAGACCCAAUCGCUGAAAAACAGUGGCAAUUAGGGAGUAUCAUUUUGUUUAAAGUAAUUAAAAGAAAGCGACACACUGCUUCCAUCAUUAUGGAAAAUCUCAGCAACAGAAUUAUGACUGAACAAACAGUGUCUCAAUAUAUUGAAUGUCUCUACAUGAUGAGUAAAAGCUUGGCUCUCUUAAUGUUGGAAAACAAAAGCACUAUUAUUUCACUUAUGGAAGGCUUAAUCCAGAUACCAUCAACAAACGCUUUGCAAUUGCUAGAUGCGAUUAUUCCUCUCACUAAAGUCUCACCUACCAUCAGAGAUCACUUUAUUCUCUUGUUGAGAAAAGCUUUAUAUUCAAGGGUUACCGAAACGAGACAAGUUGCAGUAAUUGGAUAUUUAAAAUUAUUGACAAACUUGAAAAUCUCUGAUUUAACCGUUUUGAGUCAAGGAUCUUAUUCAUCCGGUCAUUCGUUGUUUACUCAAAUUUCGAUGAGUAGAGCAUCGCAAUGCACACCUAGUGCUUUCAGUAACGAAGCUCUCUCUUUGGAAAUUUUGAGUAUCCUGAAACGAUGUUUUAUGCAACAAGCUGAAGUUAGGAUUCAAUUAUACACAGGUCUCUAUGACGCUAUUUGUUUGAAUCCGGACUUGGGAAUACCAAUUUUGGAAAUGAUUUGGUCACACUUUUGCGAUUUUUACAACAUUGAUGAGGAGACGGCAGUUCCGUUGAAGUUUGAAAAAAUCACUCUCACUAGAGAUAUCAGUGUUUCUUUACAAGAACCUUUGGGUAAACUAAUAUACACAAUCGGGCUUAUUGUCACAAAAUUAAAUAAAAACGACAAUGAAAAUCCCACUAUAGCCAGAUUUAUUAACGUUUUGGAAUCAAUUUGCCAAAGAAUGAUAAAUUGCGAAUUGGUUCAUUUUGAAUUGAACGAUGGUACCGAUUUGGGGGAUAUAAUGCCCGAAUCUCAACACAAACUUUUCGUUUUGAAAGAAGCAAUGAAUGUUUAUGAAGCCCUGAUCGGUUACAAGUUUCACUCUUGGGAGUUAGACUCGGAAAAUAACGGCAAACAAAUUAGUGGUUUGUUUCAAGGCUACAUGCGACUCUCACACUGUUUAAAAAAUGUAAACAAACCAAAAAAAUUAGACAAAAAGAAUAAAACAACACAAAGUGCAAAUAACACAACUAUGAAAAAAGAGCAUAAAUCGUCAAGUAAAUAUUUAAAAUUUCCAGAAACUGUGCUAGAUUUUCAAGUAAUGGCGAAAAUUAUAAGUUUUCUUCACGAACCAAUGGUUUCUUGGACUACAAUCGUUCAAGCAAAUGUCGUCAAAUCAAAAAGGGAGUUUCACCAACACAUAAUGCAAGCAACUCUUAAUUUAGUUUCAUCAAUAAAAAACAAAAAAAUAAUUGAAACACCGACUGCUAAAGUUGUUUAUGAACAUUUGUGCGAUAUUGCGAUGGUUAUUUAUGAGAGAAUAAUCAAACGGAUGGAUGAAUUUAUAGAUUUUGAUUGUACGACAGCUUAUUUAGCAGCCGAUUGUUUUUUACUAAUUUUGAAUAUUAUCAACAAUCACCACGGAAGCAAUUUCAAAGCGUUUUUAUGUCGAGUUGGUGGUAAAGACACAAGUGAAGACCUAACCAGUCAUUUAAGAGAGUUUAUUCAAACUUAUCAAAAAUUAUUUGAAACGGACGAAGAACAACUUUCUGAGGAUCCAGAUGUUAAAAAAAUGUCACUCAUUAUUAUCAAUACUUUGAGCUUUUUUGCAAACCAAAUUCCAGUUACUAGUAACACUUUAGCGUUACAGAUGAUGGAGUGGACUAAAAAUUACGCCGCAAGUAACGAAAUAAAAAGCAAGCAAGUCACCAACAUUUUUAUUACUUUGUUAUUCGAAUGCCAUAUUAAAUUCAAAGUUAGUUUAACGUUUUUUGAGCAAAUAUCUGUCCACAUUGGUGAUGUAACAGGUGUGAUUAAUGAGGAGGAACACACAACUGAAGAGUAUAAAGUUUUAAAUGAACAAACCGUAAAUAACAUUUUCACAUGUUUGUGUAACAAUAUCAAGUCACUACUUGAAGAUAUCGACUGGGUUACUGCUCGUUUGAGAGCCGAAUUUUCUAUAAUAAAUUAUCCUAGCGAUGAAGGCUUGGAGAGGAGGCGUGAAGAGUUACAGUCGCGCGAACGUGGAGUUUGCUGUCAUUUAUGUUUCAUUGUCACAAUUUUAACCAAUUUAAGUAAUUGUACCAUCCCUCCCGGGGGGCUAUCUGAGACUCUUUUAAAGAACUUAUCGUUGUUAUAUUGCACGUUGAGUUCUCUAGCAAAAUAUUUUAUAUUACGAUCGUCUAAAAUCAACCCGGUUUUCCAAAACGCUAAAUUUGAACGAUUAGUAAAAUUGGCUGGUAAACAAUUAGCCCCGGUUGUUUACAAGCUGAUUAUGUAUAUCGAAGAGAGUCAAAAACAAGAACCUGAAUCGCCGAAAAAAUCAAAGAAGAAAGUUGACUCGACGACGUUGAAAAGUAAAGUGUUGAAGGAGACACGGCUUAUUCCUAAAGUAAUUUAUGAGAUUGAACAAUUUAGUAAAUUUGUUAUGCAACUGUCUAACAAGACUAAAAUUGACUUGGCCAAGUUUAUGGGUCAGGGGACUGUUCGAGAUUUCAGGAUUUUGCAUUUGAAGGAGGUUUUGGAGCAGGCGAAAGAUGGGGUACCACAAACACAAGAGAGUGAUACUAGUGUGGUGGAGAAUAAUGAAGAGAGUGAUGAGGAAACGUCACCGCCUCCUCCCAAACGUCGCAAUCUUGAAACCCCCACGUUAGGCUUGAUGCGUAUGAUGGGACGCGCCCGCGCAUUGCUUUCGGAGUUGGAGUUCGGUGGAAACUGCAGAGGAUUUAAAAUGACCGACAGCAGCGAGGCGGAGUUGCCGCCCCAGACCAACGGUCUUUCCGACAGCAUGGACGAUGAAGAACGCGCUAAAAUCCGCCCCGUCGACAUUGACGCCGACGUUAAGGAAAUGGAGCGUCGCAAACGCGUCGAAAUAAUAAUGAACAGUAAAAUGUUCCGUGAAGAACUUGAACGAAUCAUUGAGACUCAACUAAGAGAAGGCUCCGGUACCACCGGCCUCAUGCAACAAAUCUCGGACAUGAUGGGAGUGAACAAACAAGCCGGAAACGUGUUCAAGAAUUCGAACUGUGUUGUACCGAUCAACGACAUUCGCGGCAUCGAAGCAAUGGGUUAUAGUAAAGGCGAGAAGAUUCUGAGGUGUAAAUUAGCGGCCGUUUUCCGAUUGAUUGAUUUGUAUGGAUGGACCCAAGGCGCCAACACUUUGGUCACCGCGAGAUUGAACCAGGACGAGGAGCACUUUUUGGUGAAUCCAUACGGGAUGAUGUUUCAUGAAAUCACCGCUUCCAGUUUGAUUAAAGUUGCGAUGCAAGGCAACGUUAUCGAACAAGGCACCACGAACUUUUCCGUGAAUAUUUCGGCCUUUUCGUUGCAUGCGGCCGUCCAUGCCGCCCGCCCCGACAUUAAAUGCAUCAUCAACGUCCACACGCCGUCAGUAGUGGCCAUUUCCGCCUUUAAACAGGGGAUUUUGCCUCUGAGUCAAGAGUCGGUAGUCAUAGGAGACGUUAGUACGCACACGUAUCUUGGAGGUCUGCUUGAUCCUGAGGAGAAAGAUAAAUUGGCGAGGAAUUUGGGGCCGAAUAAUAAAGUUCUUUUGUUGUCGAAUCAAGGGGCACUCUGCUGUGGAGAGACAAUAGAAGAGGCGUUUUUCAACGCGCGAAAUACCGUCCAAGCGUGUGAGUCCCAGCUCAAAUUGAUACCAGUCGGACUCGAUAAUUUGGUACUGUUGAAUGAUGAGAUAAGGAAGAAGCUUUAUGAUGCGGCACAUAAGCCGCCAGAGAGUAGUCCGAGACCGGAUCAACCGUCAAUUUUGGAAGGGAAAGUUGAAAGGAAAUGGAGGGUUGGUGGUAUUGAGUUUGAGGCAUUGAUGCGGAUGUUGGAUAAUGCGGGAUUCAGGACGGGAUAUAUUUAUAGACAUCCCUUGGUCAAGGGAGAAGUACCGAAGCCGAAAAACGACGUCGAAGUACCCCCGGCAGUUUCUUCCCUUGGAUAUCUGUUGGAAGAAGAGGAGCUAUACAGGCAAGGACUUUGGAAGAAGUUGGAAGGCGGAAGGAAAGGACACGACCGCAGCCGUUGGUUGAAUUCCCCGAAUGUUUAUCAAAAAGUCGAAAUAUUAGAAACCGGCACACCUGAUCCUAAAAAGAUUACAAAGUGGGUCGCGGAAGGAUCACCAACUCAUUCCAGUACACCUGUCAAAAUCGAUUCGGCCUUGCAGUUCGUCCCUAAAGGUACAAACCCGAAAGAAUUCAAAUUGAAACAACAACAGAUCAAGGAUUACCGAAGAGCCGAUAAGAUAUCAGCCGGUCCCCAGUCGCACAUUUUGGAAGGAGUGACAUGGGAGGAAGCUCGAAAAAUGCAAGAUGCUACUGUCACCCAAACAGGAGAUCAAGUCGUCUUAAUGGGGGCCGCCUCCAAGGGAAUUAUUCAACGCGGACAUCAACACAACGCAAUGGUGUAUAAAUCCCCAUACGCCAAAAACCCGUUCGAUUCGGUCACAGACGAGGAAUUAGACGAGUAUAAGAAAGUCGUCGAGAAAAAAGUCAAAGGCGAAUAUGAUACAGAUUUUAGCGAGUCUGAAGGUUUAUCUUCAGCUCAAAUAAACAAAAGAAUGAGUGAUCACUUCAGGUCACCGACUUCUGUUACUAGCGAAACAGAAGAGGAGAGUAGAGAUGAACCCCAAGUACUUCGGAUAGAAACCAAACAAGCCCCCAAACCUAGCCAACCCGAAGUCGUUUUGAGUGAUGGUGUUAAAACCAGAAAACAUCCACGAAACGUGCAUUUUACCACAAGCUUGCCCUACUAUCGCACCAACAAUUUCGCUGGGUUACCCAAAGGCUCAUAUUCCAUUCCUAAUCCUCAGCAUUUUCAUAUUGUCCGGCAAAAUAACAUCGCAAAACCUUUACGACCCCUUCUUGUAAGAGUUGCCCCUCAAACGCGUGCCACUCAUUAUGUUUUUAACCGGUUUAAUGUCAGUUGUGAUCGAAAUACUCAAACUGUUACAAUUAAUAUUGGGAAUUAUCGGGCAGUCUCCCUCGCCAUGUCAUUGCAAACUGUUGAUGAUUUUAUAAGACCGUUUGCUAACGCUUUGAAUAUUUUGAAUUCGACGGAUUCUGUAACAAGAGAGGCUCAAACGUCGUAUAUGGUUCAGGAAAAUCACUCAAAUUUCGAAUAUACUCCACUGAUGAAAGACGAUUCGAGCUUCGAAAAACAGAUCUUGCAAAAGUUGCACGACAAUCUCAUCACUGAUUUGACCAAAAGCGAUUCGGAUUCAUUUGAUUCUGAAUCGGUGAAACUCGACUCAAGUGCAAGCGAAUCAGAAUCAGAAUUAUCGGAAAUUGUUGAUUUUACUGAGGCCGAUUCGGUGAAGGUUAAUGAAAAUUUGGCCGAUAUUCCGGAUGAUCUUCAAAACAAUUCGCAAGUUUCUUCGAAUCUUGAUGAAGGUCUAGGUGAUUCGGCGAAAUUGUCACCACCAACCCAAAAACUACCGCCUGAUGACAAAGUUGUAAAACUCGGACAGAUGAUUUUUGAGUAUAUGGCCGAGCAAGGGUUUGAGGAUUCGGAUCUUGUGAUCUUCCCCGAGUUGAAUAAUGAUGUUAACACCAGUAAAUUAAUAACGAAAUUGGUUGAAACCUACCGAGAGUUGUACGGUGAUAAUUUGACAAAUGAAGAACGCAGCGAUUUACGUAUUGUAAUUUCUUCCUAUGUUUUACAUUUGGUCGAGAGAGAUGACAAAAUGGUUUCGUCUACCGAUUCGCUCGAAUUUCCAAUGGUUUCAGACAAAAUUUUCAGUAUUUCGGAAACACUCUCAGCUAUUAUGGACCAAUUUUUUGAUUUACUUGAUGAUAAAGGCGAAGAGUUUGAAGUUUUUAACGAACCCAUGAAAAAUUUCAACGACAAUCUUCACCACUCGACACCUGAACCAAUCAAAAGCCAGUAUGAAGUGUUUGAAGAAGUGACUGCUUUCAAACAAGACAAGUUACAUAAGCCUGGGUGCGAGUCUUACUGGUUUUCUAUUGGUUCUCCCAGGGAACAAAAAUUAGUACUCAAACCAACUCCUCAGAAAAUUAUCAAUGUUGAUGAUAUUCCGUUACCUCUACCUAAAAAUCUUGAUUUUAACGGAUCUAAAUCUUUGUCACCGAUUCCAGAGGAAGUUAGCCGAAAUUUGAUUAAUGAUUUUUUGGAUGAAAAUGAAAAUAUUGAUAUUUUAGCCGGUGGUGAUACCGGUCACGUUGAUUCGGUUUUAUCAGGAGUUAACACAGAUUCGUAUGUUGCUUUUGAUCAUCCGGAAAGUAACGUUGUUGUGUGUUCGAAUGUGUCGUUUCAUCGUACUAUAACAACCGUGAGUUCGGCUUACGUCAAGGCUGAAAAUGUUAGUUUUAAGAAAAAUAAUUCAUUCAAUGGGGAUGAGAGUUUUUAUAGCGUCAAUAGUCAAAAUGAUGAUGAGGGAGAUUGGAUGGGUUUUGAAAAUGCCAAGUUUUAAUGUUUUUGCUUUUUUAUAUUGUAUGUUUUGUAUGCAAAUAUAUGUUUGUACGUUUUUGCCUAAGCAAUAGAAUUUUGAUGUUUAUUUUUUAAUUACAUUGCAUGUUUGAUUGAAUAAAUAAUAAAACACAAAAGCAGCACGCUUUAACCUCACUAAUCACCUUACAUAACAAGAAAUAACGAAACACUAAUUGGGUGGAAGUUGAAAUUCUCAAGGUAUUUAUGUUGUUUUUGUUUGUAACUUUCAAGUUUUUACGCAGUGGUUUAGAUUUGAUU